Messenger RNA from Rhizopus microsporus ATCC 52813, 1701 nucleotides. RefSeq lists its product as uncharacterized. Bases 1 to 1701 code for a protein of 566 amino acids. Gene Ontology annotation, cellular component: Golgi membrane; trans-Golgi network. Gene Ontology annotation, molecular function: serine-type endopeptidase activity. Lineage: Eukaryota; Fungi; Mucoromycota; Mucoromycetes; Mucorales; Rhizopodaceae. The record is from RefSeq and is a predicted model, not a curated record. The transcript is spliced from 4 exons. Gene Ontology annotation, biological process: protein processing.
AUGCAUUUGCGUCUGCAGGAAACAAAGAAUGCAUUGCAUAUAGCAGAUCCUGGGUUUGACAAGCAAUGGCAUUUGAUGAAUACAUUAGAGUUUGGACGUGAUCUUAAUGUAUCCGGUGUAUGGAAACAAGGGAUCACGGGGAAAGGUUCGGUUGUGGCAAUACUUGAUGACGGUUUGGAUUUUGAACACGAAGAUCUUCAAAACAAUUAUUAUGCAGAGGGCUCCUAUGAUUUUAAUGAUCAUGUUCUCGAACCUAGGCCAAGACUCAGUGAUGACGUUCAUGGAACUCGGUGCGCAGGUGAAAUAGCAGCAGCAAAAAACGAUGUAUGUGGGAUAGGUGUUGCCUAUGAUGCAAAAGUGGCGGGUAUUCGCAUACUUUCAGGGGAUAUAACAGAAGCAGAUGAAGCAGCUGCCUUGAACUAUAAGUACCAAGAGAAUCAAAUCUACUCUUGUUCUUGGGGGCCUCCUGAUUUGGGUGAAGUUGCAGAAGGCCCUCAAGGCAUCAUUCUGGAUGCAAUCAAAAACGGUGUUGAACAUGGUCGACAUGGCAAAGGAUCUAUCUUUGUGUUUGCUUCAGGAAAUGGAGGGUAUCAUGAUGAUAAUUGCAAUUUUGAUGGAUACACCAACAGUAUCUAUACCGUCACUGUAGGAGCCAUCGAUAUAUUGGGGAAUUAUCCACCGUAUGCAGAGAAAUGUGCAGCACAGUUUUUGGUAACGUACUCAAGUGGCAGUGGUAACCAUAUCUAUACUACCGAUGUUCAUUCUAGGCAAUGUUCUGAUAAUCAUGGUGGCACAUCAGCAGCUGCUCCGCUCGCAGCAGGUGUGUUUGCACUCGUAUUGUCCAUAAGACCUGAUCUAUCUUGGCGAGAUCUUCAGCACCUCUGUGUGCAGUCCGCAAUUCCUAUUUCUCUGCAAGACGAAGAUUGGCAAACCCUACCUUCCGGACGCAUGUUUAGUCACAAGUAUGGGUAUGGCGUGUUGGAUGCUUACAGAAUUGUCGAACUCGCGAAAUCAUUUCAGUCAGUAGGGCCACAGGUGCAUUUAGAAACCUCGUCUGCGAAUAGAGAAGCAUUACAAAUUCCAGAUAUUACAGCAAAGCCCUCAAGAGAGAAUGCACUAAGGACGACGCUUCAAGUGACAAGAGAGAUGGCAGCCGGUUUAUCAAGGACAGAACAUGUCACGGUCACCGUGACAAUUGAACACGACAGGCGUGGUGAUUUAGAGAUACUGCUAGUCAGUCCGAACAAUGUCACUAGUCAGCUGGCAACGCCUAGAAAAUAUGACUACAGUAGAGACGGUUUGGUCAAUUGGACAUUUAUGUCUGUAAAGCAUUGGGACGAGGAUCCAGUAGGUGUUUGGUCAUUAUUGGUGAUUGAUGAAAGAAAUCCAGAAUCUAGAGGAAGGCUGAUUCAAUGGAAGCUCACGAUUUGGGGUGAAUCAAAAAAAGAACAAAAAAUAGCUACUCAAAGCUUUCUGAUGCAGACGUUUGAAAGCAUGCGUGUGGACAAACAAAGGACUUUUGUUCAUAGUGUCAUUCUGGCUUCAAUUGCUUUGAUUAUUGCCGGUAGUGCUAUUUUUAUAAGAAAACAUAAGCUUUAUCGUCGCAAGAGUUAUUCUCAAUCUAGUAGUGGAGACGUAUUUGAGCUUGACAACUUGCUAGAAUGUCCUGUAGCCUCUGAGGACGAGUAUGACGAAGAAUAA